Messenger RNA from Sinocyclocheilus grahami, 718 nucleotides. RefSeq names its product pre-B-cell leukemia transcription factor 1-like. Gene Ontology annotation, cellular component: nucleus. Gene Ontology annotation, molecular function: DNA-binding transcription factor activity. The coding region runs from base 290 to 718 and encodes 142 amino acids. The record is from RefSeq and is a predicted model, not a curated record. NCBI's taxonomy places the organism in Eukaryota, Metazoa, Chordata, Actinopteri, Cypriniformes, Cyprinidae. The transcript has 3 exons.
CUGAGCUCUGAGAGCGCUACAAUGUAACAAAAGCGGCGGGAUGAAACAGUGAAAUAACGCGCGAGUGUAUGAAGCGCUGCCUUCACGCGGGACCUGAUUAAUAACACAGCACACACACACACACACACACCGGUGAGUUUAGUGGUUAAAGAGCUGAUAGUGGCUCGAGCUGUGAGUGAGUGAGCGAGCGAGCUCAGGAGGAGUGUGCUUACAAAUUGCCGAGAGACUGCCAGAGGAAUCUCCGCCGCAGCUGGACAAGAGAGAGACCGGAGGACCGGAGCGGGCCGACAUGGACGACCAGCCGCGCCUGAUGCACGCUCAUGCGGCCGUGGGGAUGAGCGGACACCCGGGCCUGUCUCAGCACAUACCGGACAACACCGGAGCCACCGACGGAGACGGAAGGAAGCAGGACAUUGGAGACAUUUUACAACAGAUCAUGACCAUCACUGACCAGAGUCUGGACGAGGCGCAGGCCAGAAAACAUGCUCUCAACUGCCACAGAAUGAAGCCAGCGCUCUUCAACGUCCUGUGUGAUGUCAAAGAAAAAACAGCUGUGAGGCCGUGGGUGGUUCUCAUCUCUGUUUAUUCGGUCUCUGUCUCCGCCGCCGUGAUGGUUGGCGAUGAUGUUUUCAUUGAGUUGGAGGCGCGAGCAGAGCGGGGGGGUUCUGCGGCCUUUAGAAAUAUUAACAAAAAACACAUGUGCAGCGGACAAACAUGA